This is a messenger RNA of Drosophila gunungcola (fruit fly), 892 nucleotides long. Its product is annotated as accessory gland protein Acp29AB-like. Bases 36 to 788 code for a protein of 250 amino acids. Lineage: Eukaryota; Metazoa; Arthropoda; Insecta; Diptera; Drosophilidae. The record is from RefSeq and is a predicted model, not a curated record. The transcript has a single exon.
UUCGCCUUUUGUGGUUAAGUCUUGAAACUAAAGAAAUGUUUUAUUUUGUAAGCUAUUUUCUGUGCACCUUUUUGGUCCUUAAUUUGCAUAAGUCAAUGGCUGAUGGCCAGGAUAAUGGCCAAUCCGUGUGUCUACUGAACGAUCCUCCAAGUCAGUGUGGCGCAUAUUGUCUCACCAAAGUGCAACCGAUGAUCGAUUUGAUUCCUGAAUUCCAGAAAAAGGUGGAUGGAAUUGAAGAGCAGAGCACAGAAGUCCACGAAUCCUUGAAGGCGAUGAUUACUAAAAAGGACUUCGAGACGCGACUGAAGGACCUACAGACCCACUUGGAUGUGCAAUUUUUGAAGAUACAAGCGCUUCUCAACAAAACCCUUCACAAAGAUCUUUCCAAAAAGAAUCCGAAAAUUAUACCUCCGAAAUUCGUACAAAUCGGUUCGAGAUUCUUCUAUAUAGAAACAUAUAGUAUUAAAACUUGGACUGAGGCAGCAGCCACGUGUCGUGAAAUGGGUGGCUAUUUGGCGGCAAUCCAAAAUGAAUCGGAACUAAAUGCCAUCAAAGCCCAACUCAAUCCCAAUUCUUACUACUGGCUUGGCAUCCAUGAUAGGGAAAAAAGCGGCAUCUUUCAAUCACUGGCCUCCGGCUUGCCAGCCAAAUUCUUGAAGUGGCAUCAAGGAUAUCCCAAAAACUAUGAACAGAAACUGAACUGCGUUUGGAUCUCCAACGGAGAAAUGCAUGACUUUUUUUGCAACUAUAAAACCUAUUUUAUUUGCCAGGCAGACAAUAAAAUAUAGUUCGAAAUUCAAACAAAAUAUUUAAUAUAAAAUUUAAUUUCUUGCAUAAUAAAAUAAAUAAUAAUUCAGUUAAGCGAUAAUAUAAUUUUUGAAUAUUAAAUAAA